This is a messenger RNA of Anoplopoma fimbria (sablefish), 900 nucleotides long. RefSeq lists its product as uncharacterized. The coding region runs from base 1 to 900 and encodes 299 amino acids. The record is from RefSeq and is a predicted model, not a curated record. The transcript is spliced from 6 exons. Lineage: Eukaryota; Metazoa; Chordata; Actinopteri; Perciformes; Anoplopomatidae.
AUGGUCUGCUGGGGGAACAAUAGUGUGGGGCCCAUUGCUGUGACUCCUGUGUUUGUGAAGAAGGGAGAUGAUCUGCUUCUGAAUGUUGAUGAUGUUCCUGAGGAUUUUGUACUUGUUGACUGGAACUUCAAUACAACUAAAUUAGUAAGAUUUAUUCAUGGUAGUGAACCAACAAUCUUUUCUAAUUUCAAUGGAAGGAUUGAGUUUGCUGUGAAAAAAUUCUCUGUGAAAUUAAAGAAUCUACAAAAGGCAGACAGUGGAGUUUAUACUGCAAAAGUGUUAAGGAAUCAAGAAACCCAACCACUAGCUGAAUACAAGGUCACAGUUGAAGAUCCAGUGUCUCCAGUUAAACUGACAGUGGUCCCAGUGGACCCAGUGGACCCACUGGUCUCCAGAAGCUCCUGUAAUCUCACUGUGACCUGCAGUACACAGGACUCCCACAUCAGCAGCACUAUUAGAUGUGUCAACCAAACCUGCAGUCAGGAGGGAGGAGAGCAAUCAGAGGUCACAACCUCUGGUGCUUCUCUCCGGGUCUACCUGUUGAAUAGCUCAAUCAUCUGUAACCAUAGCAACCAUGUUAACUGGACCAAAGAGAUUAAAAUGAUUGAAGACUUUUGCCGCAAACAUCCUGAUCCUCCCUCUUCCAAUCACAUUGUGACUGUUAUUUGCGUCAUAUUUCCUCUCAUCAUAAUGGCUGUUCUGUUAGGCCUGUUUCUUCAUUGUCAACAGAGAGGAACCUAUAAAAGAGAGAGCAUCGAGAAUACUGUUUAUGAAGUUCCUCAGGGCUCAACAAAAGCCCAACCUCUGGAUCAAAAUCUGACAGAUGAUGCUUCAGGUCUUUCUCCAAUCUCCACCUACAGCUUGGUAGGACCUCACACUGGACCUCUGAACCCACUGUGA